UGGCACGCACAGCAAAACUUCUCCCUCCUAAAUUCCUUUGUUAUAAAAUUGAAAGGGUUGCAAAUACGAGAGGAUCGAGUGAAGAAUAUCUAGACAGUUCAAAAAACAGAGAGAGAAAAUGUUGAAUUCAAAGUGUCUGUUCCUCUAUACUUUCCUGCUUCUGAUUGUAUUGCAAGCCAAAGUGUUCUGUUUUCAGCACAAAGUUGGAGACUUGAAUUCAUGGACAAUCCCAACUGCAACUAAUCACGAUAUCUACGCCAAAUGGUCCAACAAAACCACUUUCAAAGUUGGAGAUUCUCUUUUGUUUUUGUACCCACCAAGCCAAGAUUCAGUAAUACAAGUAACACCACAAGCUUACAAAUCAUGCAAGCUUAAAGAUCCAAUCUUGUACAUGAAUGAUGGAAACUCUCUGUUCAACAUAACUCAACCAGGAAAUUUCUACUUCACUAGUGGAGAAACAGGGCAUUGCCAAAAAGGCCAAAAGCUUCAAAUUUCUAUUUCUGGAGAUGGAGCUGUUGUUUAUGCACCAGCAGAAAGUCCAGGUGCAAUGUCAGAAACUGCUGAUGCACCUUCUUAUCAUCAAAAUUUUGGGUCAAUCCCAACUCCAUCUACUUCAUCUCCAAUCCUUAGAUUUUCUGCAUUUUUGGGUUCUUUGAUUGUUUCUGCAAUCUGGGUUCUUGCCUAAUUGCUGUAAUCGAAGGCAUAUCAUGUGUUCAACUUUAUUAUUUAUUAUUUUUUUCAAUUUUUUGUCGGUGAAAGUUUAUAGUAUAAUUGAGAUGAGAUCCAAUUACGAAAGGGCAAAUGUGUAAAAUUGAUUGCCUCCCAUUUUUUUGAUAAAAAAUCUGAAGUCUUUGGGGUCCUAAUUUAUUA
This is a messenger RNA of Spinacia oleracea (spinach), 870 nucleotides long. Its product is annotated as mavicyanin. Gene Ontology annotation, molecular function: electron transfer activity. The record is from RefSeq and is a predicted model, not a curated record. Lineage: Eukaryota; Viridiplantae; Streptophyta; Magnoliopsida; Caryophyllales; Amaranthaceae. Gene Ontology annotation, cellular component: plasma membrane. The transcript is spliced from 2 exons. Bases 119 to 685 code for a protein of 188 amino acids.